AGCGGCGAACGCGCACGCGCGAUUGGAGGGAAUCGUACGGCUAGCGCGGUACCCCUACCGCUAACGUAACGCGCCUCUACGUGUUAUAUAUAAGCGAAAAUGUUUCGACUAGGGGUAUUCAACAUUCGUCUCGACAACGGCGCGCACGCGUUGUUGUUCCUAUUUGUUGUGUUCGAGUUAACGAGUUUAUACUAAUCAUCAUGUCUGGUCGCGGUAAAGGCGGUAAGGUCAAGGGGAAGGCAAAGUCCCGUUCGAACCGUGCCGGUCUACAGUUCCCCGUCGGACGUAUACACAGGCUGCUCCGUAAUGGAAACUACGCGGAGCGCGUCGGUGCCGGCGCCCCCGUCUACUUGGCCGCCGUGAUGGAGUACUUGGCCGCUGAGGUCCUCGAGUUGGCCGGUAACGCCGCCAGGGACAACAAGAAGACCAGGAUCAUCCCGCGUCAUCUUCAGCUGGCCAUCCGUAACGACGAGGAGUUGAACAAGCUGCUCUCCGGCGUUACCAUCGCUCAAGGUGGUGUGCUGCCCAACAUCCAGGCCGUCCUGCUGCCAAAGAAGACCGAGAAGAAAGCCUAAGCUAUCGAUUUGUCAUUCAAAUCGCUAGCAUCGUUGCAGUGAUGCGUGUGUGUGGUGUGUGUCAACGGGUGCGUUAUGCUGUAGUGCACGCGCGCUUAUAUCGAUAAUGUCCAUAAUUAUAUACGCAUCCACGGCGUGUCUCUCUGUGCGAGCGUGUAAACUUGUGCCAUAUGUCGAUUGAUGCGCGCGUCGCUCUACGAUCGGCUCGUUGCGCCGCCGCCGACCAAACAAAAGGCCCUUUUCAGGGCCACAA
Molecule: messenger RNA, 828 nt
Organism: Trichoplusia ni (cabbage looper)
Lineage: Eukaryota; Metazoa; Arthropoda; Insecta; Lepidoptera; Noctuidae
Product: histone H2A
Exons: 1
Coding region: 201-575 (124 amino acids)
Cellular component (GO): nucleosome
Molecular function (GO): structural constituent of chromatin; protein heterodimerization activity; DNA binding
Source: RefSeq, a predicted model, not a curated record